AUAUUAACAGUAAAUCAAAAAUGGCCCAAGAUUCAAGUAGUUUCGGAUGAUUCAAGCGAUGAUGAUGAUGAUGAUAAAAAAAAUAAUUCUACGAUUAAAAAACCAAUAUCGAUACAGCCACCACAGAAUAUUAAUAUAUCAUCAAAAAGACCACGACCACAAGAAUCGAGUUCAGAUGAUUCCAGUUCCGAUGAUGAUGAUGAUAAUGGAAAGCCACCAUUGAAAAAGGGACCAGCUGCAGUGAAACCAUUGCUUGUCGUAAAACCAACACUGCAAAAAACUGCAAAAGCAAUGGAUAGUUCGUCAUCAGAUGAUUCAUCAUCAUCCGAUGAUAUUUUGUCAUCAGAUUAUUCAUCAUCAUCCGAUGAUAGUUCGUCAUCAGAUGAUUCAUCAUCAUCCGAUGAUAGUUCGGCAUUAGAUGAUUCAAUUCUUCGGCUUCAACAGAUGGUAGUUCGGAUGAAAAAUCAGCUGCUAUUAUUUCUGCUAAAAAACCGGGUACACCAGCUCCAGUAGUUAAGAUUCACGUUUCAAUUGGACAAAAACAAACAUUGGCUAAAAACCGCAAGAUUCCUCGUCAUCGUCGUCGGAUGAUAGUGAUUCAGAUGAAUAAGCAAAAAAAUCGUGACAUUUAAACCCAUUACCCUGUAUCCUGUACUCUCAUCAUUAUCGUUUCACCUUCAAAACAUGAAAAAAAUUCAACCGACCACAUAAACCAAUAAACUCAGGCAACAGGCAAAGUCGUUGAAUUUUUUUUUUUUUUCAUUCAUUUAUCCAUUGCAUCAAAGAAAGUAAAUGAUGGUUGGUUGGUUGGUUGAAUGAAAAAAAAACGGAAAUUUUUUUCCAUCCACAUAGGUCACAUGUCCCGCAUUCCAAUCUAGAUUUUUUUUAUUGUUGUUGCAAAUAACAAUAGACAAUGUUGGAUCGA
Dermatophagoides farinae (American house dust mite) is the source of this 925-nucleotide messenger RNA. RefSeq lists its product as uncharacterized. The record is from RefSeq and is a predicted model, not a curated record. NCBI's taxonomy places the organism in Eukaryota, Metazoa, Arthropoda, Arachnida, Sarcoptiformes, Pyroglyphidae.